AUGCUAUUGGGGUUUCAUGUAUGUGUUGAGUUUGUUAGAUCUGUGGUCUCAGUAUUAAACAUCAAAGUCUGUGGACAUCUAUCUAUCUAUCUAUCUAUCUAUCUAUCUAUCUAUCUAUCUAUCUAUCUAGCUCAUCUGUUCAUGUCUCUCACUCUGACUCUAUAUCAAUCUGUUCAUAUCUAUAUAUCUAUCUAUAUAUCUAUCUAUAUCUUUAUCAUAUCUCUCUAUCUAUUUAUCUAUCUGUAUCCAUAUCUGUCUAUCUGUCUAUUUCACAGGCAUAAUUAUCUAUCUAUCUAUCUAUCUAUCUAUCUAUCUAUCUAUCUAUCUAUCUAUCUAUCUAAUACAACAUUAUACCUAAAUAACUUCUUCUUCUUCUUCUUCAUCUUCUUCCUCAUUUCCGUUUCCUUCUUCUUCUUCUUCUUCUUCAUCAUCUUCUUCCUCUUCUUCUUCUUCUUCUUCUUCUUCUUCUUCUUCUUCUUCUUCCUCCUCCUCUUCUUCUUCUACUUUAUGUUGUUCUUCUUCUUCUUUGUCUUCUGCUUCUUCAUCUUCUUGCUCUUCUUCUCCUUCUUUUUCCUCUUCUUCUUCUUCAUCAUCAUUAUCUUCUUUUUAUCUUCUUCUUCCUCCCCCUCCCCCUUUUCUUCUUCUUCUUCAUCUUUUUCUUCCUCUUCUUCUUCUUAUUAUCCCACUUCUUCUUCUUCCACCAGCUUCUUCAUCUUCUUCCUCUUAAUUUUCUUUUUUCUCUUAUUCUUCUAUGUUAUCUUUCUCCUCUUCUUCUUCACCAUCUUCUUCUCCUCUUCUACUUCCUCUUCUUCUUCCUCUUCUUCAUUAUCUCCAUCUUUCUCUUCAUCUUCUUCCUCUUUUUCUUCUUCUACUUUUUCUUCUUCCUCUCAUCUUCUUCCUCUUCUUCUUCAUCUUCAUUCUCUUCUUCUUCUUUUUCCUCUUCUUCCUCCUCUUCUUCUUCUACUUCAUCUUCCACUUCCUCUUCUUCCUCCACUUCUUUUCAUCUUCACCCUCUUCUUCUUCUUUUUUUCCUAA
Molecule: messenger RNA, 1035 nt
Organism: Acanthosepion pharaonis
Lineage: Eukaryota; Metazoa; Mollusca; Cephalopoda; Sepiida; Sepiidae
Source: the annotation of a GenBank genome assembly